Eimeria necatrix is the source of this 2052-nucleotide messenger RNA. RefSeq lists its product as hypothetical. Gene Ontology annotation, molecular function: dynein intermediate chain binding; dynein light intermediate chain binding; minus-end-directed microtubule motor activity. NCBI's taxonomy places the organism in Eukaryota, Apicomplexa, Conoidasida, Eucoccidiorida, Eimeriidae. The coding region runs from base 1 to 2052 and encodes 683 amino acids. The record is from RefSeq and is a predicted model, not a curated record. Gene Ontology annotation, cellular component: dynein complex. The transcript has 9 exons. Gene Ontology annotation, biological process: microtubule-based movement.
AUGGUUCAGGUCAGACUCCCAUACAAACGCAUCCAACCAAUCUCGAGUUCUAUACAUACAUGCGCUGUAUUGACAGGCCGUGAAAGUUUGUCUAACCUAGCUGCUUCCGUAAUGGACUUCAGCGCCGUUACUAUUUCGUCAAGGUCUCGGUGGGGUCCUAACGACUUGCGGGAGGACUUAAGAGAUCUUAUUCUUCAGAUCUGCGCAGACAAGAAAGACCUAGUUUUCCGCGUCUCAGAAUCUAAAAUUAAGCAUGACGAAUGGCUGCAAGAUAUAACUACCAUGAUUGUCACAGGAGAGAUAUACGGAAUCUUUGAUCAGUCCGAUAGGGAAAAACUUUCGUUUCAAGUGAGGUCCCCCGAAAAGCCGGAGCCCGGAAGUUCCGCUGAUGGUUGGGAGGCAGUUGUGUCUCUAAUUCAGCGGAAGCUACACUUCGUGAUUAGCAUUGCAUCAGCGGAAAUGUACUCGGCUACUGAGCGAAUAACGGAAAAGUUCAUGACUGUGACUGGAGAGCCUAUUCACGUGACGUGCACGUCCUUUGUGGAGCUAGUUCGGCAGUACUUGAUGCUUUUUGCAACAAAGAAAAAGAAUUUAGAUGAGCGCCUCCAAAAAUAUACCUCGGGGAUCCGCAGGCUGGAGGAAACGUCCUCUGCGGUGGAAAAUAUGAAAGCAAAGCUCCUGGCGGAUCAGCCACUCCUCGAAAAAUCAAGAGAAGAGGCAAAGACUGUGGCGGCCUCACUAGCAGAAGAUAAAGAGAAAGCAGCAGUAAUGGAACAAAGCUGUUCAGUUGAGAGGGCAGCAGCAAAUUUAGCCCGCAUAGAGGCUCAUUCCAUACGCGACGACUGUCAAAGGGAUAUUGAUGAAGUAAUGCCCCUUCUGCAUCAAGCACUCAAGGCCCUUGAAGCGCUUGACAAACGUGACUUACAUGAAGUAAAGUCCUUUCCUUCCCCUCCAGCGCUUGUCGAAACCGUGAUGAAUGCUGUUUGCGUCCUUCUUGGACGCAAAGAAUCAUGGGACGAGGCCAAGAAAGUACUAAAUGAAACGUCUCUGCUAACCACUCUACGGGAAUAUGACAAAGAUCAUAUUUCACCCAAAGUUCUACAGCAGCUUAGCAAAUACACUGCACUUGAGGAUUUCCUCCCGGAGAGAGUCGCCAAUGUGUCGAAGGCAGCGACUUCGUUGUGCAUGUGGGUGAGAGCAGUCGAAAGCUACGCACAAGUUCUCAAGGUCAUGGAGCCAAAAAAAAAGAGGCUUUCAGACGCAGAGGAAGUUCUAAAGAAGGCGGAAGAUGAUCUGGCCGAAAAACAGCGGUCUCUUGAUCAUGUCCAAGGGAGGGUCCAAUCACUAAUAGAGCAGUACAGUGAAUGCCAGGAGAGAGUUAAGGAUCUGGAAAAUCAAAUACAAGUAACAGAGCAAAGACUUGCCAGGGCUGGAGAAGUCCUAUCCGGAGUGUCUGUGGAGGGAGAGAGAUGGGCUACUGAUGCAGAAGCCGUGAAGGAAGAUAUGUCGAACCUUUUGGGCGACAUUCUCAUGGCAGCUGGUAUGCUCACUUAUUUUGGGCCAUUCACGCACGAAUACCGAGAGGAAUUAAGUCGUCACUGGCUGAGCAUCUGCCUUGAAGAGGGCAUGACUGUAAGAGAAGACUUUUCCAUCGCUCGGACCUUGUCGUCGCCUUCUGAAAUGAGGCAGUGGUCACUUGAAGGAUUGCCGUCGGAUGCUGCAUCAAUCGAGAAUGCUAUUCUGGUCUGCAACUGUUCAAAAUGUCCCUUACUGAUUGACCCUGAAGAGCAGGGUACCCGUUGGUUCAGAAGGAGGAACUUUACACGAGAGUUCAAAGAAAUUUCUUCUGUCGACGAUGAUGCUUUGCGACUCAUAUCUGAAGCUGUCACUGCUGGGAUGAUCGUUCUUGUCAUUCUUUCUGAGGGGACUCUGGACCCAGCGCUUGGGGCUCUGCUGAGAACAGUGGUAUGCGCACAAACUUCAUGGAUUGGUUUCGAAUUCUUUACAAGACGGUGGAAAUGCACAGUAACUAAGUCCAAGGCAAUGAUGUGA